UUUGUGACAUUACUUUAAUGCUGCCAAUUUCACAGCUCGAUAACUUUGUGUAUCCUGUUGUCAAGAUGGGCGCGGCAUCAGAUGGAUUCGGUUGGCGUGCUCGUAUCGCUGCCUGUCGGGAGUCUAGGAAGCUGGUGCUUGUCAUCGUCGCUAUAGCCUUGCUGCUUGACAACAUGCUGCUUACAACUGUCGUGCCAAUAAUCCCCGAGUUCCUGUACGAUAUUCGUCAUCCGGACGCACCGCUGUCAAUGUCGCUGGAUGACGUCACAGUGCCCCCGCCUCCACCGACCCCCUACUGCCCCUGUCUCGAGAAGAAUACCACUGUUGUGUACGAGAAUGUAACUCACUUGAACCUAACAGCGGAAAGAGAGGAGCGUCACAAAGAACUGAUACAUGAGACGGUGGCUGUGGGUGUGAUGUUCGCCAGCAAAGCGAUCGUACAGCUUAUCGCUAAUCCAUUCGUAGGACCACUCACACACAGAAUCGGAUACAGCGUACCCAUGUUUACUGGAUUCAUUUUGAUGUUUCUGUCGACUUUGAUCUUUGCAUUCGGUCGUUCUUACGGCGUCCUGUUUGUUGCCCGGGCACUGCAAGGGAUAGGGUCUUCAUGUUCAUCAGUUUCUGGAAUGGGAAUGCUGGCUGAAAGAUAUCCUGAUGAUAAGGAGCGUGGCAACGCAAUGGGCAUAGCUCUGGGAGGUCUGGCACUAGGGGUCCUUAUCGGCCCCCCGUUUGGAGGUCUGAUGUACGAGUUUGUCGGGAAGACCGCCCCUUUCCUGAUGCUGUCUGCUCUUGCUUUGGGCGAUGGAUUACUGCAACUGAUGAUUCUGCAACCGGGCGUGGUGCGGCAAGAGACUGAGCCGCCCUCACUACGCGACCUCGUCACCGAUCCUUAUAUCCUGGUAGCUGCUGGAGCGAUAACUUUCGCCAACGUUGGUAUUGCAAUGUUAGAGCCGAGUCUACCCAUCUGGAUGGCGGACACGAUGGAGGCGCGUCGCUGGCAACAAGGUGUCGCAUUCUUACCGGCCAGCAUCUGCUAUCUUAUUGGUACUAAUUUAUUCGGACCUCUCGGACAUAAAAUGGGUCGUUGGCUGGCAGCUCUUUCUGGUCUGAUCAUUAUUGGAUUAUGCUUAAUAUUGAUUCCAAUGGCGCGUAAACUGGAACAUCUGAUCAUUCCUAAUGCUGGUCUGGGCUUUGCUAUUGGUAUGGUUGAUUCGUCUAUGAUGCCGGAGCUCGGUUUUCUGGUGGACAUUCGUCACGCUGCUGUCUACGGCUCUGUGUAUGCUAUUGGUGAUACUGCGUUCUGUUUGGGAUAUGCUGUUGGUCCUGCAUUCUCUGGAGCUCUAGUUAAUAGUAUUGGCUUCGAAUGGAUGCUAGUCAUUAUAGCACUACUGAACUUUGCGUAUGCACCCUGUCUAUUAAUGCUGAGAUCUCCACCGGCUAGAGAUGAGAAGCAGAGUUUGAUUAUAAGCGACAAAUCAUCUGUACGCUAUGUGACUUAUCAGAACGAAGAAGAAGAAUAGACGCCAUCUUAAAGUCCGCCAUCUUGAAACCCGCCCGUUUCUAACUUUUUAAU
This is a messenger RNA of Papilio machaon (common yellow swallowtail), 1573 nucleotides long. RefSeq names its product synaptic vesicular amine transporter (gene Vmat). Gene Ontology annotation, cellular component: terminal bouton; synaptic vesicle membrane. The coding region runs from base 18 to 1520 and encodes 500 amino acids. Gene Ontology annotation, biological process: aminergic neurotransmitter loading into synaptic vesicle; transmembrane transport. NCBI's taxonomy places the organism in Eukaryota, Metazoa, Arthropoda, Insecta, Lepidoptera, Papilionidae. Gene Ontology annotation, molecular function: serotonin:sodium:chloride symporter activity. The transcript is spliced from 13 exons. The record is from RefSeq and is a predicted model, not a curated record.